This is a messenger RNA of Candidula unifasciata, 2039 nucleotides long. The record is from the annotation of a GenBank genome assembly. NCBI's taxonomy places the organism in Eukaryota, Metazoa, Mollusca, Gastropoda, Stylommatophora, Geomitridae.
AUGGAAGUAGAUUUUGAGUCCAAGUGUGUGCAGGUCCCAAAAAACAUUGCUGUGUUGUUGAAUGAUGGGAUGUCUUCCGAAUGGGUGCAGGCCUUAGUUUCUGUCAAAAAUGAUGUCAUUGGCAGCAACCGGGAGAAGAUCCUAACCAUUCAGCAUGGCUUAGUACCAAGACUGCUGAGAUGGAUCUCUGAUGAGUCUGUCAGUGCGGAUCUGAAGACAGAAAGUGCAAUCAUCCUGGGCAGCUUGUCUAAAGGGACCCCGGAGAUUAUCAGGAGUCUGAUCAAUGAGAAGACUGUGCCUGUUUUAUUGAAGUCAAUGACAAACCUGAACUUGCGAUACACUGAAGCUAUACUCAGAUGCAUGAGGUCCAUUUUUCUUGUCAGUCCUGAAUCUGUGGAGUGUCUCUACGAGGAACAUCAGUUUGAGGGAACAUACAUUCCACACCUGCUGAGUUUGGUGCCUUGUUCAGUUGUGUGUCAGGAAUGCAUCAGCAUCAUCAUCGAGAAAGCCUGUCUGACGAGAGAGCACCAGAUGUAUCUCCUGGAGAACAACACACUGAGUGUCCUGUCCCCGUUGCUGAGUUCGGAGUUCUACAAGGUGCAGAUGCCCACCCUCAGAUGUUUUGCCAACAUGUGUUACAAGAAUCCAGCUGUCUGUGCUGCCGUGGCCGCUGAACCAAAUCUGAUUCAAGUUUUUGUAGAGCUGAUGGCCAGAGACAAACCAUCAGAAAUGCAAAUGGCUGCAGCGAAAGUCCUGACCUACUUACACCGGGGUGGAGCAAUACCAGCGACCGAUCCCAUCAUUAGUCGAAAGACUCUAGGAACUCUGGCAAGGAUGUGCAAACGAGACAGACCUUUAGAAGAAAAUGUCAAGGGGGCAGAAACUCUGGCAUACCUGGUGGAGGCCGACCCUGAUCUUCAAGCAAUCGCCAGCAUCACCGAUCACCUGAUCAGUGUCCUGGCCAACUACUUGACCUACAAGGACGUCAAGAAGGUUUCCUCAUCUGAUCAAAAAGAAGUUGACUGGGGCUGUGAGAUGAAGAGAGCAGCCUAUCUGGCAUUCGCUUCGGUGUGUGCUAAUGACGAGGAGAUCAGGGACAAGGUGAUCAAGAAAGAAGGACUGAUAGAACAGAUCCUAGCUUCCAUGAACAGUGUCAAUGAGGGUGAGGUGGCAGCAAGCCUCCGGUGCCUGCAGUCCCUGACACGGUCUGUCCAGCAGAUCAGGACCGUGUUAAAUGACAACGCAGUCUGGAAACCACUUAUCCAGAUGGUGCAGUCUAACAACCGAGAAAUUAUGGUUCUUGCCAUGACUUGUUUAUGCAAUCUGGCCUUAGAUUUUAGCCCCAGCAAAGAUGCCCUGUUACAGAAUAACGCAGUGGAGUUCUUGAGUCAGUGCAGCAGCAGUACAGACAACACAGUCCGCCUCAAUGCCGUAUGGGCCAUUAUGUCAUUGACAUACUGUGCAUCGGAACCGUUACGUGUCAGGAUCAUCAGCAGCCUGGGCACAGAGAAAUUGCUGAAGAUCAUUGAGGACCCUAUCUUGUUGAUCCGGCAAAAGGCCUUGUGUAUCGUCCGCAACUUAUUGACUUCUCUGCAUGACUGUGAAGACAGGGAUGUGAUGCUGCAGAGAGUCCUGCGAGAGAGGUGCACCUCUGAUAGAACGGUCAUAGACAGGAUGGUGAAGCUGCUGGGUAGUGAGGUGAUAGAGGCCGUGUUCCGGACAGUUCGAGACCCGACCUUGCCUGUUUAUGUAUUAGAGCAGGCCCUGUGUAUUGUGAGCAACAUGGCGGAUGGUCCCUGCUGUAAGGAACAUAUCAUUGGCAAAACUGAAGAGCUCCAGUCUGUGCUGAAAUAUCUGGAGAAAGAUUCCUACCCAGACUACCAGCCUGUGACCCGUCUGCAGCUUCCUGUGUUACAGUUUAUCACAAACAUCAUAGACAUCUCCGAAGAUGCAGCUUCCCAGCGACUCAUGAUCCUCAAGAAUUUAGGCGUCCAGCGUAUCCUAGAGGAAGUCAGCUACAAAAAAGAUCUCCAGAAAAG